Messenger RNA from Diaporthe citri, 1383 nucleotides. RefSeq lists its product as uncharacterized. Gene Ontology annotation, molecular function: hydroxymethylglutaryl-CoA synthase activity. NCBI's taxonomy places the organism in Eukaryota, Fungi, Ascomycota, Sordariomycetes, Diaporthales, Diaporthaceae. The record is from RefSeq and is a predicted model, not a curated record. Gene Ontology annotation, biological process: ergosterol biosynthetic process; acetyl-CoA metabolic process. Bases 1 to 1383 code for a protein of 460 amino acids. The transcript is spliced from 4 exons.
AUGGCUUCUCGUCCCCAGAACAUUGGCAUCAAGGCCAUUGAAGUCUACUUCCCCAGCCAGUAUGUCGAGCAGUCCGAGCUCGAGCAGUUCGACGGCGUCAGUGCCGGAAAGUACACAAUCGGUCUUGGCCAGACCAAGAUGGCCUUCUGCGAUGACCGCGAAGAUAUCUACUCCUUCGCCCUGACUGCCGUCUCCAACCUGCUCAAGAAGUACGAGAUCGACACAAACUCAAUUGGCCGCCUUGAGGUCGGCACAGAGACCCUCUUGGACAAGUCCAAGUCGGUCAAGUCUGUUCUGAUGCAGCUGUUUGGCGACAACACCGACCUGGAGGGUGUCGACAACAUCAAUGCCUGCUACGGAGGCACCAACGCCUUCUUCAACGCUGUCAACUGGGUCGAGUCCUCUGCUUGGGACGGACGGGAUGCUAUCGUGGUUGCCGGUGACAUUGCCCUGUACGCCAAGGGUAACGCCCGUCCCUCGGGUGGUGCUGGCUGCGUUGCCCUGCUGGUCGGGCCCAACGCUCCUAUUGUCGCCGAGCCCCUGCGUGGCUCUUACAUGCAGCACGUCUACGACUUCUACAAGCCCGACCUGACCAGCGAGUACCCUUACGUCGAUGGCCACUACUCCCUCAACUGCUACACCGAGGCUCUGGACGCGGCCUACCGUUCCUACUGCCAAAAGGAGAAGAAGCUGCAGAACGGCACCGCCAACGGCCACGCCAAUGGCAACGGUGUCGCGGACGGCCCUGUCAAGACCCCACUGGACCGCUUCGACUACGUGGCUUUCCACGCUCCUACCUGCAAGCUGGUGCAGAAGUCUUAUGCUCGUCUCCUGUACCACGACUUCCUCGCCGACCCUGACAACUCUGCUUUCGCCGAGGUGCCCAAGGAGAUCAGGGACAUGGACUACAAGAAGUCCCUGACCGACAAGGUCGUGGAGAAGACCUUCAUGACCCUCACCAAGAAGAGGUUCCAGGAGCGUGUGAACCCUGCCAUCCAGGUCGCCACUCUGUGCGGCAACAUGUACUGCGGUAGUGUUUGGGGCGGCCUCGCCAGCCUUAUCUCUCACGUCCCCUCCUCCAGCCUAGAGGGCAAGCGAGUUGGUCUGUUCAGCUACGGCUCCGGUCUGGCUGCCAGCUUCACCUCCUUCCAGGUUGUGGGUAACACGGAGAAGAUCUCCAAGACCCUGAACCUCCCUGCUCGCCUGGAAGCCAGGAGGAAGCUCUCUCCUGAGACCUACGAGGCUCUGUGCGAUCUGCGCAAGAAGGCGCAUCUGCAGAAGAACUUCAAGCCUGCGGGCGAUGCGUCCACCAUCGUCCCGGGCACCUACUACCUCGAGGAGGUUAACGACAUGUUCCAGCGGUCUUACUCUGUUAAGGCUUAA